Molecule: messenger RNA, 3499 nt
Organism: Cheilinus undulatus (humphead wrasse)
Lineage: Eukaryota; Metazoa; Chordata; Actinopteri; Labriformes; Labridae
Gene: ing5a
Product: inhibitor of growth family, member 5a
Exons: 8
Coding region: 179-904 (241 amino acids)
Biological process (GO): positive regulation of DNA-templated transcription; positive regulation of apoptotic signaling pathway
Cellular component (GO): nucleus
Molecular function (GO): chromatin binding
Source: RefSeq, a predicted model, not a curated record
AAACCAACUGUGCCUGAGCACUGAGCGUCCUUUCAUCGCCGCCCGGAGGAGUCCUCCACAGCAGGCAGGAUCAGAUAUCUCCGAGCCCGCUGACCGACGGCCAACACGGGGUCAUAAAACAAGCUCUCCGGCCAUCAGCGUAGGAGCUAACGAGUGAAGCUAGCAGGGCUAACCUGACAUGGCGACGGCAAUUUACUUGGAGCAUUACCUUGACAGUAUUGAAAACCUCCCAUGUGAGCUACAGAGGAAUUUUACUUUGAUGAGGGACCUGGACAACAGGACUGAAGAAAAGAAAGGAGAGAUUGAGAAACUGGCUGAAGAGUACAUCGCCAACGUGAAGAACCUGGCUUCAGCUCAGAGAGUGGAACACCUCAAGAAGAUCCAGAAUGCCUACAGCAAGUGUAAAGAGUUCAGCGAUGACAAAGUCCAGCUCGCCAUGCAGACGUAUGAAAUGGUGGACAAACACAUUCGCAGGCUGGAUGCAGAUCUGGCUCGGUUUGAGAACGAGCUGAAGGAGAAACUGGAACUGAGCGGCCACGAGAGCGCAGAGGGACGAGGUUUGAAAAAAGCUGACUCUCGGGGUCUGAAAGACAAGCGUGGAUCCAGAGGAAGAGCGAGGAAAGGUUCUGAUGAAGACUCUCCUCGAAAGAAAAAGAUGAAGAGCAGCCCGGACCUGAGCGACGCUCUCCUGCCGAUGCAGCCAUCUGAUGUUCUGGACAUGCCAGUGGACCCCAACGAGCCCACAUACUGUCUGUGUCAUCAGGUGUCCUACGGAGAGAUGAUUGGCUGUGAUAACCCUGAUUGUCCUAUUGAGUGGUUUCAUUUUGCAUGUGUGGAUCUCGCCACCAAACCCAAAGGAAAAUGGUUUUGUCCGAGGUGCACCCAAGACCGAAAGAAGAAAUGAGAUUUUUGAAUUUUAAAGUACUCACCUAAUAAUGUAUGUAUGUUUGGUGUAGUUUAAUAGUGAUAUAUAUAAAAACAUAUAUAUGUCUUGAUUCCUGUAACUCUCCGUAGAGCUGGUUCAUCUAUUUUAAAGACGUGAUGCUGAUUAGGAGUUCAGCUGCGCCCGUUAAACCAUCAGACACUCAGCAAGGGUCUUUACACAGACAUAUCCCUGAGUAUCCUGGUUUAUAAGGGUGCUUUUACAAUAGGCACGACUGUAUCAUACCUUUCCCUGGAGGAUUCACCCCUGCUGGUCUGCUUUCACAUCAGCAGCAUCACUCUGUGCCAGAGCAUAGUUGCUUAAGUCCAGUCCAAUACAGUAGGUAGCGGUUAAGGAUGUUCCUAAGCGUCUAUUUCCCUAUUCAGCUAAACGCUCAUUCACAUUUAGUUUAACCAACUAGUCUAAAGAGGAGGAAACCCCUAGAAAACAGUCAAAUUCCUCACAGGGUCAUUGUGUCAGUGGGUGUGAUGUUAGCCUGAUAUACUCUCUACAGUGUGGCAAGCAUUAAAAGCUAGCACCACCCGCCUUUGUUCCUCUUUGCAGAUUAAUAUUGUGCUUUGAUAUUUGGCCUCUUUUCAUUUUGUGUGAGUAGUUAUACGUGAGUUUAACCCUCAACAGCCUACAUAACACCUUAUUUCCAUUUACAACUUUAGAAAACAGCUUAGCCACCCCUGAGCUUCUCAUGUUUACAUCCGGUGAAGUGCUAGAGAGGAAGGCAGCGGACAUUGACUGAAGCUACUGCGGCCUCUAGUGGCGGGAGGUUCAUUAAAGUUUAAAAGAGCAUAGUAGACCGGGAUUUCAAGCCCAUGUUCAGAAAAAAAAUGAUUGGUGGUUAGUUUAACUGACUUGUAGACCUCGCGCUGGCUAAUUUGGUAAACGAUUUUAACCGUUUUACCGAUUAACUGCACGUAUCCCUAGUGGUGGUAUGCACAGAAUUGGUUUGCAAGAAGAAUUGUUAAUGCGCCAUGAAAACAAGGCAGUCCAUUCUGCUAUUAUAAAUGCUUCUAAUAUUCCUUUAAGAUGCCAACAACAGCCCAGAUGACAUAAAAGACCUGAGCUGGUGAGCUCUGACUGUUACUUUCACUAUCGCUUCUAUGGAUUUCCAGAGUGCAUUCAGGAAAGUUUGGAUAAACUGCCUAACCGGUGGAAAGCUCUGUCAUAAAGCUGCUGCAGCUCUGUCCAGUAUCAGGGCAGAGUUGUGUUCACAUCUCCUGCGUACCGUGCCGGAGGUGCCGGUCUUUAGCACACUGCCCUGGUGUGAUGUGUUGACAUUCACACUGACAAAAUUGAACUGGACUGUGGGCUCUAGUGAGCUUGGAUCUGGGCCCUAGAGGAUGGACUCCAUAGUUUGCACAAAGCAUACAAGUGGUUGCCACGGUUGUCUUCUUUAUUCUUCUUGGGGAAAUUGCAAACCAGCUGUGCACACCACCGCCUACUGUGUUGGACUGCUCAGGCAAGAUACAGAACAAUCAGGUAUACCGUGAAAAUCCCCAGAAUUGCUGUGGUUUGUUGCAAAGUCUAAACAUCAUAGAUGCUUGCAUUAAUAAGAUGCUGUUGUCAUAAACCAGUACGCUAUUAUAUAUCAUGUAUACAGGGGUAUGAAUAACAAGGUGUGAUCAAUACCAGGAUAAGGCUUAUAACCUGGAUACCUAGUCCAUGUAAAUGCUUUCUCUCUGUUACAGUUUCUGUGUCAUGGAGUUUCAGACUGCUGUCUUUGUCCGGUAGCUUUAUAAUUAUGAAUUCAAGUCUCAUCCGUGUACUCUUUAAACUCGUCAAAAAGACGCACAAGCUCUAACCAAUCGGAAAGUCCUUCCACUUCAGUCUCAUAGUGUAAAUACUGACAUGCUCAGAACACCCGGAUUGUUGCUUUAGCAUACUUGAAAUGUCGAUUUUAUAAAGAUGUAUUUUUAAAACAAAUCCUAAGCCUGCUGAAAAUUAAAGAUGUAAUUUAAACACCUAAAUCCUUACUGAGCUUUGGUGGUAAAAUGAAUUCUGUGUCAGAUUUCAGUGACCUACCUCCUUGGGGAAAAUAUCGACACUGAACCAACGACUGCAACUGAUACCCGUGUAAAAAUGUUUGAAUUAUCUUAAACCAAAACAUGUAAAUUAAUUAUUUUUUUGAUUGAGAGAACAACCUGCGACAUCCCUGAAUGUAUUGUGGUACUUUUGGUCAGUGUCUCCUGAGGUUUUUAUGCACUUUGAAUGAAAAUUUCCCCUCACGAGGUUUGAAACCUGCAGGCUUGGUUUUAUGAAAUAUUUUAUCUCAUUUAAACCUUCGCCAUCACUUCAAACCACAUGGAAAUAUAUAAAAAUUAUAUAUAUAUGUUUUGUAUGAUAUAAAACAAUAUUUUGUGGACACAGUUUUUCCAAAGAUAUAUUUGUUGUAUUGCGUACUUCUUGGUGUACACUUAAAAUUUUAUUUAAUGGGAUUUUAGCAUCUUCUUUCAUACUCGACUGUGAAUAUCACUCAUUUAGGUGGAAGCCACAAAUCAAAGAGCCAAAGUCUUUGUAUUUUGUAAAAUGCAGUAUUUUAUAACAAAUAAAUAUUCACUAUUA